Molecule: messenger RNA, 588 nt
Organism: Glarea lozoyensis ATCC 20868
Lineage: Eukaryota; Fungi; Ascomycota; Leotiomycetes; Helotiales; Helotiaceae
Exons: 3
Coding region: 1-588 (195 amino acids)
Biological process (GO): autophagy; autophagosome assembly
Cellular component (GO): phagophore assembly site
Source: RefSeq, a predicted model, not a curated record
AUGGAACAGCGCCGGCCGCCAGAGUUCAUUAUAGAAGUGUUUGCUGACCCAGAUUCCGUCAACGAUGUGGUCUCAGGCAUCUUGAAUACCAUAUUCUUUCAUAGAUUCUUUCCCACUAUUAGACCGAAGACGAGAGAAGUUCUUGAUUUGACACUACCAUUGGUGGACGACGUGGAGUUGGAAACACUCAUCGUUCAACGAACGGCGGCGUUGGUGAGACAGCUGGGCACAAGUUCGGAUACGGGCGCUAGGAACACGGGGGUUAGAGGUCUGAUGGCAGUGCAGUUCUUCGAGAAGAACCUGAAGAGGAGGAAAGCUUGGUAUCACAAAGCCGAGGAGGAAGUGUGUUGGGAGCAGUGGACAUUAGAUGUCACUCUGGCAACCCCGAGGACAGAGAGUGAACGAGCCAAGGUACGGAACGCUAUGGAAGCCAUGCUUCUUAAAGCCGCUAUGAAGAUAGUCACGACUGUAAACCGGGAGAAGGAUCACAUCCCACCGAUUACGACGAGCGAGGCGAACCCUUUUCCAUAUCAGAUCGUCAUAAAUCCAAAGGGAGACAGCUGGGGUGCUCGAAUGGGGAUUUUUUAG